AUGUUGCUGGAUGUGAGCUUUGGGCCAGGUCUAGACUUCUCUUUGAGGCAACGCCCCGAUGACUUCGUCCGAGGGCAAUGCCGAGCGCAACCAGCGGCCCUGGCCAAGAGCCCCACCGAGGCAUCGCGCCGGACCGGCUGCGUCGCUUGGGACGCCUCAGUGGUUCUGGCAGGUGUUCUGGUGAAGCUCAAUUCUUCCGACCCAAAGCUAGAGAAAGUUCUGCAGUGCCCGAUGCCCUGCAGUACUUUGAACGCUUUGAGCUCUGCUUUGACUGCUGCCUCUGAGCACGGUGUGUUGGAGCUGGGCGCUGGGGAGACGGGGCUUGUGGGAUUGGUGGCGUCCAAGCUUUGGAGGCAGAGUUGUGUCCUGACUGACAUGCCGGAUGUGAUCCCACACCUUCAACGCAACAUCGAUGCAGCAGAGCUGUCUCCUCCACCUCGGGCGGUGGCCUACGAGUGGGGCACGGAGUGGGGAGUGGAACACACAGCGGCUGGAACAGGCAGUGGAACAUUUGGAGUGGUCUUGGCAGCGGACUGCAUUUACGACACGGAGAAUGUCGAUCCCUUCGUGGAUGCGCUUAGAGAGAUAUCUGGUGAAGAAAGUGAGCUGCUGGUGGCCUACGACACGGCCUUGCAGCGUUGGGGUGCUUAUCGGCGGUUUCUGGACCUUGUUGAAUGCCAGUGGCAUGUGGAGCUCUUGGCAGACGCACAACUGGAAGGCUUCCGGAAAGCGGAGGAUGGUACCAAGAUCGAAAGCGACAGCUCGGGGAUCCCAGACAUUGGGCAAAGCCUGUGUGAUCCCACCUUCGGGAAGGCGGUCUACAAUCCUCGGCGGAUUGCAGAGUCCUGGGAGGAUUUCCUGGAUGCCUUAGGCUUCCAGAGCAGUCCCAUACGACAACAUGUGAGACAGCUCUUCAAUCGGGAGGAUUUGGAGGAACAGUUGCAAGGUCUGUUUGAUGCAUUGUCGGGUGGACUCCCCGCACUGGACAAAGGUGGCUUCUUGAAUUUCAGCUCCAACAUUCGUGGACAGGUUCAUGUUUUGAUGGAUAUGAAAACAAAGAUCUCGUUGCUCCCUCCAACAGCAGAGGACUCGCAGUGGAUCCAGCAGAACUUCGAUGCAGUUUUCCCUGCAGAAGAGCCUUUGGACCGCGCAGCCUUUCCUGGCGUGGCCAAGGCGAGCGCGCGCGCGUCCAUGGGUGAACCUGCCGGAUAUUAAAGGGUACUUCAAGAAGUAUUGCUCGUGGAGAACGCCUACUACGAAUGGUGGUUGGAAAAAGGUGGGGCAGAGCGCAGCGUUUGGGCAUUUGGGACUGAUUCGGCCCGAGCAUCAACUUGGUCAGCGGCCACUUUUGCCACGGAGACCUUCCAUAGUGGGCAGAGACCGUCAUCAAUGAACUCUCAGACCGUGAUGAUGAUGGAUCUCUGAUCAAUUCCCAUGGUAUUGAUGUUGUCCCCUGCGAGAGUGUGCAAGGACGGGUUGCGAUGGUGAAGGAGCUUUUCAAGCGAAUGACACUUCAAUGAUUUAGGGCAACGCCUGUAUGCGCUGGUUGUUCCACCUACCCCGCUCGGCAACUUUGUUCGAUCAUCUUGCGUGACCGCGCAACCCUCCAUUCAAGAAAGCGGGGACGUUCUGGUGAUCUGCUGCCGAUUCCGCCGUGGAGGGUCACUACUGACCUUUUUUGGGGUGACGGAUGCCAUUGAGUUCUGGGUAAAGACGGUGAUCUGUGUCAUCAACUACCACUGUUGUGUCGGCUGGAGCAAGGCGGUCGGCGUGCCCAUUGCUGAUGAAUUGUCGGAACUUCAGAUUGUGGCCAGAUGGCCCAAGUCAUCACAGCAAACAUUGUUUCCGGGGCACCACGAGAAUCUUGGCGUGACUCUUCAGUUCAAAUAGAUAUGGGUACGUUGGAAACCCAGUGGAAUACAUGGAAGAAUUGGAGUGAUAAAGUUUUGCUGGUGUGGGCAAGGCCAGGACAAGCCAUCCAGCCCGUGGAGGCAUUCCUAUCACAGAAAAGCUUUCGCCUUGCUGAGGAGCCUUCUCCACACCCCGGACAAGAUGCUGAAGCAGGCGCUCCAGAGUAACUGAUGAGGAAUGGUUCAACAUAGUCCGGAGCGGACAGCAAGCGGGACAGACAAAGGCAUCUCAGCGCAAACGAGUCUACAGGGAGAAGAUUGCUGAGGC
This is a messenger RNA of Durusdinium trenchii, 2178 nucleotides long. Lineage: Eukaryota; Dinophyceae; Suessiales; Symbiodiniaceae. The record is from the annotation of a GenBank genome assembly.